AUGAAAUUUCUUGGUGGCAUAUGUGAAAAUAUCUAUGGUGAAGUGCUUAAAUAUGAAAUAAUUCAACAUGAAAACAAUCGUUGUACGGAAUGUCGAUUAGAACGACAAACAAUACCUAUACAGAAAUGGCUGAUAUACACGCUCAUCUUCACUUAUCUAGCUGCGCUUGUUGGUGUUCAUAGAACAGAUAGUAAAUUCUUGAUGCUUCUAUCCAUUGUGUUCCUAAUUGGUGUAUUAUUGAAGGCUUAUCUAAAAGUCAAACGUGAGUGUGUUAUUAUUGGUAAUCAGACGGGUUUGCAAUUGACAACAACUUAUGUCAUCGGCAGGCAAACAACAGUCUAUAUCAGCUCAGAUCGAAUCCAAGAUGUGCUGAUCAACGAAGGAUUUCUUUCCCAACGUUUGAUUUAUUAUUUGACAUUGAUGAUUAAUGAUGAUAAAGUAGAUAUGGAUAUCCGGCACGAGGAUCAACAGAGGCGGCAGCAACUGUUGACCAUCGUGGACCGAGGCACUGCCGAACAGUUAUUUAGUUUCCUGCAGCAAUUCCAUCGAAGACCAUUUCGAAGUAUGGCAGAAGUUAUUUCAUAUGAAGGCGUCAUCGAUGAUCAAAUUGAUUUUAUCGAUUGCGUGGGAACGAAAUAUAAUGUCACACCAUUGAUUAUCGCUGCAGGCAAAGGUUCAUAUGAAAAAACGAAGAUUCUCCUUGUACAUGGAGCCAAUCCAAAUCAACAGUGUUCAACAGGCGAUACAGCUUUGAAUUUGGCCGUUCAUCGCCAGAAAUAUCAUAUUGCAGAUUUAUUAGCUAAGUAUCACGCGAACCCUAACGUUGCUAAUCAAUCGGGUAAAACAGCACUGCAUCGUGCUGUUGUUUCAUAUGUCGAUGAGAAUGCUAAUCACAUACGAGUAUUGCUUCAUGCUGGUGCUGAUCCGACAAUCGAAGAUCGAAAUCAGCGAAUACCUCUCGACGAAGCCGUUGUUACGAAUAAACCAGAAAUUGUCGGUGUCUUGCUCUCAUAUGAUGGAACUUUGACACAACGAGCCUAUCGAGCCGCGAUUAUCGCUGCACGUCUUGGUACAAUACGUUCUUUCUCUCCAAUCGCAUUUCUAUCUCAACGAUUCCUAGGUCAUGAUAAAUGUUUGCAAACACUACUCGAUUACGGUAUGGAUCCAAAUAUCUGCGAUCGAAGUCGUACAACUCCAUUGCACGUAGCAAUUCGUUCAUUGAAACUAUCAACAGCACGUCUUCUAAUAUCACAUGGUGCUGAUCAAAAUUUCGUGAAUAAUCGAGGUGAAACACCGACAACUAUUGCAGAGUAUCUUCCGCCAGAACAGCAACAGUUAUUUAUUAACAUUCUGACAACAUCUGAUAUGAAUGAAGAGAUAAAGAGAGGAUCUACAGCAUUCAUAGCCCGCUCUUCAUUGAUGACAAUGCCAAAUGUCAAUUCAACUACAGAACCGAUCUCAACUAUCUACAGAGAUACACCACGAUUGGGUCCAUCGGAAUUUCGAAAAUACACAACCGGUACCAUUCAAGACUUCUUCACUACGAAUAUUAUUCCAUAUGUGCAUCCGUUACUUCGUAGUCAUCCGAACUGGACGCUAGACAGUGAUGAAUUUCGAAGUCGAACAGAUAUCAAUUCAUCCGUUCAAAACCUUCUUGACGCCUCAAGCGGAACCUACUGGUGUUCCACACAACCGAGAGAUGCUUGGGUGGUGUUUGACUUAAAACAUCAAUUCAAUAUUAGUGGAAUGAGAGUUAUUGGAUGCGAAAAUCAAUCAACACCAAAGAGCGGCCAUCUUGAUGUUUCCAAUGCUUUCAAUGGUCCAUGGCUGAAAGUCAAAGAUUUCACUUGCUCAUUGUCUCAAGGAAAUAAGACGGAUAUCUUUUUCGCACCGUUGAAAACACGUUUCAUUCGAGUAUUUAUAACGGAUAAUCAUGGUGGUGAUAAUAUUUGUAUCCAAGGAAUUGGAUUCUAUGGAGUAGAUAUGCGUCUAGUGAAUUUAUUGCGUGAACAUGGACUCGAACGAAGUCUUCAGACGUUAUUAGCCAAUGAUAUCAAUGAUUUGGAAACGUUAGAUGAAAAACGUGACGAAAUUUUAAAUUCAUCAGAUAAAUAUUUGGAUAUAAAUGACCAUUUUCAAUUUAUUCGAUUAAUGGAUUCUUUGCGACGUCCGGUAUUAACAUUUUUGGAAUGGUUCAAUGCGCCUCAAUCGACAGUGGUUGCCGGUGAAAAAUUGCAAACAUUUAGUGCAGCGGGUGAUGAAGGUGCCACAGAACGUGUUAGACUAGAAGAAAAAUCGGAGGAUAGUUCACAUAUCAGAACAAUAAUUUUGAGAGAUCUUGAGCCAAUUCAAGGACGUUCAUUGGUUGAUUUUCCAGAUUAUUCCAUACAAGAUCCGGGAAGAUAUCAAGUCCGAGUUGUUAACAUUGAAUCUCCUGAUAUAAGAACGCAAUGGCAAGACAUCAUUGUUGAGAACUAUGCAGAUUCGAAUGAUGAUUUCGCCAAUGAUAGCUCCGGUUUCGAUUAUCCAUCCGGUGGAAAGAUUAGACAUUUAACUCCAAGCAAAUUUCGAGUGACAAAACGUGCACAAUUGCCCAAUGUUUUUCCACUGGCUAAUACCGCUGCUACUGAAAUCCCUUUCCACAAAGGAGAAUACACAUUAACACCAUCGAAGUAUCGAUUGAAAAAAAAUCCGAAGGCUGCAUUCGACCCCGAUUAUGAAAACUUCAAUCACCGUUACAGAAGAGAAUCUCAAGAAAAUACUCAUCCAGAAAAUCAUAAACCAGCUCCCGAUGAACACUCUCGCGUUAUUGGAGAUUUCAUAUUAACUAAAAGACCACCUGAAAGCAGGAGCAUUUAUAGUUAUAAACCGAAGAACACACAUACAAGUUAUAUAUACAAAGGUACACUUGAGCCUUCUGAAGUUCAACAGCGUGCAGCCAACGAGAUGCAAUAUAUUGCUCAGCAACAAAGAAGUCGUAGAUCAUCGGAAAGUUCUGUGCAUCGAUUGGCCUAUGUCAACGUAUUUUCGGCACCACGCGGGACAAAUGAUGGUGGCCAAUCGAAUUAUAAUCAAUCGUAUCCCUCCAUUUAUCCACGCUCAGCAUCGACUUCUGAUCGAAGACCUGGCGCAUGUGUGCCGGCGUCGUAUGUUGCUCGAUACUAUUUUGGCGAGAAAGCCGAAAGUGCCUCGUCCGAUGAGGAUGACUGGACGAGAGGGUAUCGAAAUUGUGUGGUACUCAGUCGUCCUCCAAUACCACGGCCUUGUGAACAACAAUCGUCUCGUGCGCAUGCGCUAAACGAACAGGAAAGCAAUUAUACUACUAUCAACAACGAUUUCCAGCAUGUCAUGGAUAUCGGAACAUCAACGAAAGAAGAUUUACGCAAUUCAGCGCCAGCACCAACUUCGGAUAAUAAACGACUAACAACUUUAAGCAAACAGCUAUCCUCGGUUACGAACCAAAGUCCUCGUAGCGAAAGUGAAACAUACCGGGUCGAUCAUCCGGAUAUCGAAGAAAAAGAUAACGAAGAUGUCACGACUGCACCAUGGAAAACAGCUAAUUAUCCAACGGGUAUUGCGACUAGUGGAAUGCUGAAUAGCGAGCUGUAUGCCGAUGUGAACAGUUCUAGUCUCCCGCAAAACGCACACGACAAUAGAAAUAAAUUCAUAUUCAACGAUUCCGAUACUGAUGAAGAAGAUCGCUUUCGAUCGACACCAAAACCUUCGCCAAGUAUCGGUGAAGUUGUACGCAAUGAUCCUCUCGCUGGUGUUCAACGUUCGAACUAUGAAACGAACAAUAAUAACCACCAGCGAACACCAAUUCCUAAACCACCAACAAUAUCAACACAGAAGCCAGGUGUUCCAUCAGAUUUUUCAACAGACCACGACAUUCAUCGACCAGUAUCAACAUCGCCAACGGGUCUUAACGAUGAAUUAAUGCGCAUUACCACCAAUUUCGAUAAGUCUCAACAUUUUCGACCAACGCCACGACCACCUUAUCACGAUUAUUCAGGUGACGACGAUUCAGAAGAUAUGCAACCAAGUCGUAGCACUUAUGACUCGAAAGGUGAUUCACGAAGACCAAAAGGUAUCGACGAGAGUACUCAGUCCGAAGAGAAGUCCACACGAAAUGUGGGCACUAUGCACGAAUCAGUUGAAACACGAAAUUUUGGUCACGAAGUCCAACCACAAUCAUCAUCAACGCAGACUUCAUUUUCUUUGAAAGACAAACCAUCCAAACCACCAAUACCCUUCAUAGAACGACCUGAACAUAGACGUCCAUCAAUCGAUGACCCUCCUCGAAGUUCUCGAAUCUCUCCUCGCCCACAACAGCAGCCUUAUAGAGAAGAAUAUUCCUAUCGUUCGCAUGAGAGAAUACCUUACGAAUGUCCUAGAAGGAGAUCUCCGUCUCCACCACCGUUGCCAUCAACACCACCACCACAAACAACGACUUAUUAUUACGAUCCUCGGUUCAGAGAUCGUUCACCACGUCAUCAUUCACCGUAUCGUCCUACAACAUCACAUUAUCGAACUCGUACACCAACUCCGCCACGCCCGCCGCGAUCAACUACUCGCCGUCGACGACCACAAAUGCACUCUCAAGAAACCGAUACCAGUCUAGAUGCAAUGAAACAUCAACAACAUGCAGGUGUUCAGUAUGAUCCUCGAUCAACGCAUGAAAGAGGUACAACACCUAGUUUGCGAUCCAAGAAACCAACAAGUCCCUAUCGUCCACUCACACCCGAUACAACACUCUACUCUCCACGCCCAUAUCCAACAUCAUCUAGACAUCAUUCACCUCAAAGUUUUCAACUUGAACCUAGCAGAAGAAUUGAUCAUUAUCGAGAUAAACGCGAAUACGAAGAAGAAGAAGAAGAACCACCUGUCAUGCACGACAAAUCAACUAUGGCCGAACUUACCGUCAGUUUUGAUCAUUACACACAAUGCGAUGCUCAGCCUUUCAUGGCUGAUCGUUAUAUUCAAACGACACCAACGAAUGAUGACGAUGAACAUUACAAUUCAUACGAAUACUCUAACGACUCAGAUAUUCGACAACUACCACGUCGUACUUCUACUUAUAUUCCACAGCCAAUUGUUAUCCAACCUGAUACACUACCACGCCCACAACGUUCCCGUUAUUCUCCAACACGUCCAAAGCGCGACGGACUUGAUUAUACGGGAAAUAUUCUUGAACUCUCACUUCAUCAUGGCCAACAACAACGAACUACGCCUAUUCCUGGCUCACCGGUACUUCACAUUGGCACAGAGAAUGUUAUUCUACAGUCGUCGACAGAUGAAUAUACUAUACCAUUUGAAACACGUUAUAUCCACGAUUCGUUUCCGUCAAGAACGGGGAAGGAUAGUCCGUUCAUUAGUACUAUUCGGGAUUCACCACAAACUCGAUUAUUUUCUAGUAGUAGUCCCGUACGACAAUCGAAAAGUAAUGGAAACUUCUUUUUGACCACUGCACCAACACGAUCAUUGAAUUCAUCUUUUCGUCUUGAAAUAUCUGCUGAUGACUUUUAA
This is a messenger RNA of Adineta ricciae, 5526 nucleotides long. NCBI's taxonomy places the organism in Eukaryota, Metazoa, Rotifera, Eurotatoria, Adinetida, Adinetidae. The record is from the annotation of a GenBank genome assembly.